Messenger RNA from Bubalus bubalis (water buffalo), 4165 nucleotides. It is a transcript of the gene TOB2, whose product is annotated as transducer of ERBB2, 2. NCBI's taxonomy places the organism in Eukaryota, Metazoa, Chordata, Mammalia, Artiodactyla, Bovidae. The record is from RefSeq and is a predicted model, not a curated record. Gene Ontology annotation, biological process: regulation of gene expression. Gene Ontology annotation, molecular function: transcription corepressor activity. The coding region runs from base 367 to 1404 and encodes 345 amino acids. Gene Ontology annotation, cellular component: cytoplasm; nucleus. The transcript has 2 exons.
CACCACCACCACCACCCGCCCCCCCCGCGCGCCGCCCUGCUGCUGAGCCCGACCUCCAAAAAAGCGGAAAGAAUUACUGAGAGUCAUAGCCCAUAAGCCCCUCUCACUCGUUCCCCCCAACCCUCCACGAAGCAAAGGACACAUCGGCCCCGGUCCCGGCGGUGCCCAGGAAAAGGAGAACGACCUCCGCUCGGCUCGCAGGAGACACCGUGGAGGGAGAAGCCGCCCCGCGGCCGGCACGCAGCCCCGCCGCGGCGGAGACCCGAGUGAAGUCGUCUGGAGCCCAGGGCUGCCCGCCGUACGUUUCCUACCUCUCCCCUCGACUUGUGCACGCACCUGCGCUGAUUCUCUGCCUAGGAGACGACCAUGCAGCUGGAGAUCAAAGUAGCCCUGAACUUCAUCAUCUCCUACCUGUACAACAAGCUGCCCCGGCGCCGGGCAGACCUGUUUGGCGAGGAGCUCGAGCGACUCUUGAAAAAGAAAUAUGAAGGCCACUGGUACCCCGACAAGCCACUGAAGGGCUCUGGCUUCCGCUGUGUCCACAUUGGGGAGAUAGUGGACCCCGUGGUGGAGCUGGCCGCCAAGCGGAGUGGCCUGGCGGUGGAGGACGUGCGGGCCAACGUGCCCGAGGAGCUGAGCGUCUGGAUCGACCCUUUCGAGGUGUCCUACCAGAUUGGUGAGAAGGGGGCUGUGAAAGUGCUGUACGUGGAUGACAGCGAGGGCUGUGUUGCCCCUGAGCUGGACAAGGAGAUCAAGAGCAGCUUCAACCCUGAUGCCCAGGUCUUCGUGCCCAUCGGCAGCCAGGACAGCUCCCUGUCCAACUCCCCAUCCCCGUCCUUUGGCCAGUCACCCAGCCCCACCUUCAUCCCCCGCUCGGCCCAGCCCAUCACUUUUACCACCGCCUCCUUUGCGGCCACCAAGUUUGGCUCCACCAAGAUGAAGAAGGGGGGUGGGGCCGCAGGUGGGGGUGGGGUGGCCAGCGGGGGUGCAGGCGGCCCGCAGCCCCCACAGCAGCAGCCUCGCCUGGCCCGCUCGCCCACCAACAACCUGCUGAAGCAGAAGAGCCUCUCUCUGUCCCUGCAUUCACUGAACUUCAUCACCGCCAACCCAGCCCCUCAGUCCCAGCUCUCACCCAACGCCAAGGAGUUCGUGUACAAUGGCGGCGGCUCGCCCAGCCUCUUCUUUGACGGGGCCGAUGGCCCGGGCAGUGGCUCCCCGGCCUCCUUUGGGGGCAGCGGCGCUGGCACCUGCAACAGCAGCAGCUUCGACGUGGCCCAGGUGUUUGGUGGUGGUGCCAACAGCCUCUUUCUGGAGAAGACACCCUUCGUGGAAGGCCUCAGCUACAACCUGAACACCAUGCAGUAUCCCAGCCAGCCGUUCCAGCCCGUCGUGCUGGCCAACUGACCGCCUACUGCCGCGUGGCCAGGAGCGCCCCAGACCACAGGAAAGAGAGAGGGGAGGAAAGGCCGAGAAGAGAGGAAAGGCAAGAGAACGCAACAAGAUUUCCAGUCUUCUCACUCUAACUUCUAGAAACAAGAUCCAGCCCAGGCAUGGAGUAGGAGGGGGCUUCCGAAGCAGCGGAUCGGGUUUAACUCGCCCCCCCCUGCUGUUUUCCUGCCUGCCUCUAGAUUUAUUUGGUUGGUUUGGGUUUUAUAUUUCUUUUUUUUUUUUUCUUUUUUACAUGUAGUUUUCUAUAUAACAUCUUUAAUUAGUGGCUUCCUGUGCUAAGAAUGGUCCAGAUGUGAAUUGCUGCUCCCUGCUCCCUCCCUCCCUCCCUCCUUCACACGCCUGGUUUAAAGCUAGUGUGUCCAAGCUCACAGGGAAGGAAGAACUGCAGCUGGGGCCCGGCCCUCCUCAGAACAGGGAGAGACUGCCCCGUGUCACUGCCUCCAUCACUCAGCUAUCCUCUGACUCAAAGCCAUCCAACCUCAGCAGGCCUUCUCGGGCCCUACCACCCAAAUAGGUCUGACUCCAGCCCCCGCCCCUGCCCCCUCUCUGGCCUGGGCCUUAGGGAGCUGCCAGCUGGCCACCUGACACCCUCCCCGCUUGAGCUGAUGUCUGUGACUCCAGGGAGGUUAGCAGUCUGUCUGGUGUCCCUUUCAUGUCUGCCCUGUGGCCCCAUGCCACCAUUCCCACCUGGCCCAGACAGUCACCGAGGCCCCGGAACCCCAGCCAUUGGCACAGGCGGCCUCUCCUAUAGCCCCCCCUUUCCUGGGCCUGCGCUGGUGGGCAGGGAGGUGGGGUGAGUGUCGGUGGUGUGCGUGCGUGGUGUGCUGUCCUGUUGUAUGGGAUUCCAAGCCAUGUGAAACUUGGUCUCUGGAUAUGACUCUGGGUUGCAGCAAGUGCUUAUUUAUGUGUGAGGUUGGGGAAAGGGCUGAGGAGGGGCUGUCGGUCCUUCUGUGGUUCACAUGGAGGGUGAGUGUGGCUGAGCCUGACACCCCCAGGGGAAAGCAGUGCAGAAACCACUGGUUUCCCAGCUGCGGAGGGAUCUGCACUUUCGUUUGUUUUUGACCAAAAAAAAAAAAGGUUAGCAGUGAGGGGCUAAGGAGACAUCCAGCCUCUGAUACCUAAGAGGAGAAGUCCCUGGACUCGGACCCUCCUAUUGUGUGACCUCAGCCCAGGGUGGGAACUGCUACCCUGAGUACCUGGGGACGAGGGGAUGGGAGUUUGGGGUCAGCACCUGCGGUGGGCAGUCCUAAGCCUUGAAUUGAGACUUUGAUCUUUGGGCUGUCUUUGUUUUAGUACAUUUCUUCCUCUGCCUGCUGGGGAACCUCUUGGUACCUCCUGCCCUCCCCUCACUGCCCGACCCAGUCCCCCUGGGCCCUGAUGCUCUGAGGACGUGAUGGGCUGGACAGGCGCGUGGCCCCGACCCCACCCCCACCUCUGCUGGAGAGAAGUUGUUUUUUUCGACCCUACCCCAACGGGCUAGCUUUCCACACCAUGACGCUUUGGCAAGUGGGUGUGGGCACCAGGGGCCCCAUCCCCAGAAAGUCCCAAAGCCCUUGGCACGUCCCAGUGACCCCAAGUGGGCAACUGCUGCGGCAGUGGGUCCCGCCCAGACAGACACUGCCAGCCUCCUCUCCCUGCAGUGGGCACCAGCUCUACCUCCCUGAGCAGGGCAACGCCCUGGCUCCUCAGCCCAGCACCAUCUGUCCCCCUAGCCUUCUCAGGGGCCAGCCCGAUCUGGGCCACCCUCUCCCUAGCCCUCAGCUCCUGCACAGGUGACAGGCCCAGGCUGUUCUCUGGGAAAGGUUGGACGCUGCCUUACGCCCCCUCCCAGCCCUUCCCCCACGCCCACGCACACAGGCACCUGCCACACCCGGUCGGCUCAUUCUCACCACGUACAGGGAGGGGGAGACCAACCCCUUAGUGUCUUUUGAAAUAAGAAAAAAAAAAAUGUGUGUUCAGGAGCAUGACUCCUGGGCUGGGCUCUUGGGCCCACUUCAGUGUGUCUGUCUCAAAUCUAGGCAUUUUUGCUUCAAUUUUAUUUUUUUUAAGAAAACAAAACCGAAAUCUGCACUAAUUUACCUGGUUUCGUAGGAAGACUUUUUUUUUUUAUUUUUUACAUUUUUUGGUGUCCGUUUGUAUUGAAUAAUUUGCUACAUUUGUAAAAUGUAAGAGGUAUAUAUAAUAUAUGUAUAUUUCUAACGUAAAAAAAACGUAAUUUUUUUCUUUUCAAGAUUUUUUCUUAAAAAGAGGAGAGAAAGAUAUUUUUUCAGGAAAAACAAACUUUAAAAUAAAAAAAGAGGAGAAUAAAAUCUAUUUCUCCCCUUUCCCCAUCCUCUCUCUGUCUACCCCUCUUUCCCAGGAACAAAUCAAAAGGUGGAUUGUCUUGUAAAGAAUGUAAACUUUUUAGUCCAGAAUGAUGUCUUUUUCUCAAUGCAGUGAGCUGUAGAUUCUCUAGUGUGACCCCUAGGGAUGGGAAGGGGGGCAUUGAGGCAACAUGCAGAGGAGCUUGGGGGAGCAGGGUAAUGAACUUGUUUUCUUUAGUGAAGGACGAAUACAAUCAAGCAUUUUGUAUUCAGAAUGUUGUGCAAUAUUUUGGAAUGGAACAUUGGUGUGUUUAGAGAUUUAGUUUAAAAACAAAAAAAGAUUGAUCAAAUCUGUACAGUUUAUAUUGUUCCAGAUUUUUUUAAGUUUGUAUUAAAAGCAUGAUAUAUAAUAA